Molecule: messenger RNA, 904 nt
Organism: Alnus glutinosa
Lineage: Eukaryota; Viridiplantae; Streptophyta; Magnoliopsida; Fagales; Betulaceae
Product: protein PLANT CADMIUM RESISTANCE 2-like
Exons: 4
Coding region: 101-670 (189 amino acids)
Source: RefSeq, a predicted model, not a curated record
CUAUCAAUAUAUAUAAUUAGAUCCCCAGGCCUUACUCUUUCGUGACAGAUCGAACCAAAAACGGUAGCUUAACACAAUCUUUGUUAAGUUAACCAGAAAAAUGUAUCCUCCAGUACAUGAUCAUGAGAAACAAGCAGGUGAUCAACACCAUCCAGCUCCUUUCCCGGCUUCAGGACAUCCAAAUACUAGCCAUUCUCCACAGCCGUAUGCUAGCGCUCCUCCAUAUAUAGCCUCUGGUGUUCGAGCUCAUGCUGUUCCAGGGAGGUGGUCCACUGGUCUUUGCCAUUGUUGUGAUGAUCCUGCAAAUUGUUUGAUCACUUGCUUCUGCCCUUGCAUCACAUUUGGACAGAUUGCUGAUAUAGUUAGCAGAGGUUCUUUACCUUGUGCUCUAAGCGGCACAAUCUAUGGAGUUAUUCUGAGUUUUACUGGUUUAGCAUGUUUGUACUCGUGCUUUUACCGUUCAAAAUUGAGGGCGCAACAUGACUUGAACGAGUCACCUUGUGUAGACUGCUUAGUGCACUUCUGCUGUGAGACUUGUGCUCUGUGUCAAGAAUACAGAGAGCUCAAAAAUCGUGGGUUUGAUAUGGGGAUAGGCUGGGAAGCGAACUUGGAUAGACAAAGGCGUGGAGUUACAGUAGCUCCAAUGGUGGCACCAGGCAUGAUAAGGUGAAAGGGAACAUCAAGGCCCCUUAAUUUGCUGCUGCUCCUGUUGCUUGCUCAUUCAGCUUCUUUACAGUCGUACAUAUGAUUUCAAAAUUACUAUAUCUACAACUCUUUUAUAAUUUGUUAACACGUCUUAUUGAAAUGUGUUAAUUUUUUUUUAGUGGUUGAUUUGACGACUCCAAUCAUGUAAUAACAUAUAUCAUUUAGUUGUAAAAGAGUUGAAAGUGUAACAUUACUCUUA